CCACUUUAUCUAGAGAUGCAGAGGGGCACUGGUAAAAGCCCUCUCCUCUAUCUCUUUGCAGGCUUGUUGAUCGGUGCUGGCUGUGCCCUCUACCCCUUGGGCUGGGACAGUGAGGAAGUCCGGCAGACUUGUGGCUACGUUUCUGGCCAGUUUGACCUGGGUAAGUGUGAAAUCGGCUGGGCCUACUACUGCACAGGAGCAGGUGCUGCCGCCGCCAUGCUGCUGUGCACGUGGCUGGCUUGCUUCUCUGGCAAGAAACAGAAGCAGUACCCGUACUGAGAUGGAGCCACCAAGAGCAAACAGAGGAGGAGAUGAGCCGAAGGGGCUCGGAGGUCCUGAAGCAUCCAGCUACUUUCAAAAGGUGGAAUAGUGGUUCUAAUCUUACAGUGCUAAUGAAAUGAAACCCAAUGGAAUCAGAAACAUUAUAUAAUGUGGAAGGGUUGUGCACGAUUUGUGAAAGAAAUGGAGAGCAUGGAAUGAUAGAGGAAAAUGGACCAAAGGCUAAAAAUAUUGCAGGGUGUUGGGUGUUUCUCUUCCACAGAGUAUUGUUAAUGCAGAACACAAACACACACAAACAAAUUUAUAUAUGCAAACUAGGGUUUGGUUUCUUUUAAAGAUGAGGACUCAGAGCAUCAAAGGGCUAGUAGAAACAGUAUUAUGUCUGGAAGCAGGGUACCCCGCAGAUGUUCCCUGUAGGUCAUGGCGCUUCUGAAAGCACACGAGCACAUACAGACACACGCAUCCACACACAUGCCCACGCACAAACAUAUACACUGUUGCACAGACUGUAUGAGAGGUUAAGCCAUGCAUUACUCCUCUGUUUUCUUUUAAAUAUACAUUUAAAACACAGUAUUAUCACUUUAUAAAGCAUCUGUUAAACCUAAUAAAUGGACCAAUAAGGCACUCUAUCAGUAUUUUGUAUAUCCUGCGUAAACUCUUUAUGCCCUCAACAUGUUUUCAGUGUUUAUGCAGACUUUUAGAGUAACGCCUUUGUAUUUCAAUAUUAUUCAAAAAUAUGCAGGAUUCCUCUGAGUAGCUUCUGCUAUGAUAUUCUUACGAAGUAAAGGGGCAAAUUUCAGUCGACUGUAGGGGAGAAUUCAGCUGAAGAUAUGAAAGUAAUGGGAGACACUUUCCAGUCAUUAGAUGGUGUUUUCUUUUGCCCAUUAUUGUACUGUGCUGUACCACAUUUAUUUCAAUAUUCAUUUUGUAAAGAAUAAAAAAGUGCUAUUUUGUUUGUAUUUGAAAAGCUCUGUGAAUAAAUUCUCUCUUUGAUCAAUACCUAAA
Messenger RNA from Equus caballus (horse), 1284 nucleotides. NCBI's taxonomy places the organism in Eukaryota, Metazoa, Chordata, Mammalia, Perissodactyla, Equidae. The record is from RefSeq and is a predicted model, not a curated record.